AUGGACGCCGAAGCCCAGAAAAAGAUCGUCCAGAGUCAUGGCCACCUUGUGUCUCACAAGCCUGCCCACCAAAUCAGUUUGAAAGGCAAAUUCAGCGCUGAAGACAGUGGUCCUCCGUCUCCCUCAUCUGGACCUGUGAACAACUUCGGAGAAGUCGCGCCCGGCCUCUACCGGAGCAGCUUCCCGCAUGCCGACAAUAUGGAGCAUGUGAUGUCGUUGGGACUAAAGUCGAUUCUCACCCUGGUGAAGACACCUCACUCAGAAGAUUUCCUCGAGUACGUGGAAGAGGAGGGCAUUGAGCAUUUCCGUAUCAUCGUCCCCGCGCACAAGAACCCUUCCAGUAUCAUUCCGAUAGACACGCUUCUCGAAACGCUCAAAAUCAUCCUCAAUCGAUCUAAUCAUCCGCUACUGAUCCAUUGCAACAAGGGCAAGCAUCGAACGGGGUGCAUGGUUGCUUGUUACCGGAAAUUGUCUGGCUGGACCGACGCUGCUAUCAUCACGGAAUAUCGCACCUUCGCAGGGGACAAAUUCCGCCCUCUAGACGAAGCGUUCAUCGCCUCCUUCAACGCAGAAGUGGCCCAGCAGAUCCUCGAUGGCGUGGAUAUCCCUUACGUCCCUCUCCAGACGAGACCGGUUCAGAGAAGGCUAGGAAGCCCACCGCCUUUUCCCUGGGGCAUCCAAGCCGAGUCCUUUCGUGUCGCGACGGACGACUCGGCCGACAGUCUCCCCACGCCGCCGCCUUCGGACAAAUCGGAGAAAGGCUACGAUGACGACGUAUGGCCUCCGUCUAGGGGUCCCUCGCCGGACCGAUGGUGA
Messenger RNA from Letharia columbiana, 816 nucleotides. RefSeq lists its product as uncharacterized. Gene Ontology annotation, molecular function: inositol diphosphate tetrakisphosphate diphosphatase activity; phosphatase activity. Lineage: Eukaryota; Fungi; Ascomycota; Lecanoromycetes; Lecanorales; Parmeliaceae. Gene Ontology annotation, cellular component: cytoplasm. Gene Ontology annotation, biological process: protein dephosphorylation. The record is from RefSeq and is a predicted model, not a curated record. Bases 1 to 816 code for a protein of 271 amino acids. The transcript is spliced from 4 exons.